This is a messenger RNA of Sinocyclocheilus rhinocerous, 670 nucleotides long. Its product is annotated as adenylate cyclase type 2-like. Bases 50 to 670 code for a protein of 206 amino acids. The transcript has 3 exons. Lineage: Eukaryota; Metazoa; Chordata; Actinopteri; Cypriniformes; Cyprinidae. The record is from RefSeq and is a predicted model, not a curated record.
CCUUUCACUCUCACUCUGACAGUCUGCAGUUCAAUAUGUUGCCUGAGCAAUGCUGCGCACCACAGUGGAAGCCAUCCUGCCGGUGUACCGGCCGCGCACCACAACCCGAGCAUCAGUGCUCCAUUUGAAGGACCUGUGUGAAGAGGAGCGCGACCCUCACAAACCCCAGCCACUGCCGAACAGAGAGGAACACAACGCCAGCUCCAUGUGGAGGGAGGCCAUGCGUAAGAGGAGCUACUUGCUGGAGAGGGGCUCCCGGACAGGAGGAGAUGUAACAGGAGGAGGAGGUGUGCGUGGCCGGAGACAGAGGUCCCCAGACUGGCUGUAUGAUUCGUACUAUCGUAUGAGCCAGCAGCACCCACUUAUUGUUUUUCUGCUCCUCAUUGUGAUGGGUGCCUGCCUGGCUCUGUUGGCUGUUUUCUUCGCCUCUGGGCUGGAUAUCGAGGAUCACGUCGCCUUUGUAAUCACUGUCCCCACUGCGCUGGCUAUUUUCCUCACUAUCUUUGUUCUGGUCUGCAUCGAGUCCAUCUUCAAGAAGCUGCUCCAAGUUUUCUCCUUGGUGAUCUGGGCCUGCCUGGUUGCCAUGGGUUACCUCUUUAUGUUUUUUGGAGGAAUCAUCUGUCCCUGGGAUCAGCUGAGCCACCCCAUGUUUGACCUGCAAGUCCAGUGA